UUGGACGUAUAAAAAGAGCAUUUUUCGCUUAUUUAUUUUGCUUGCCUCUCGCCUAUCACUCGUGCCAUAUAUAUAUACACACACACACACUCUUUCUCUCGAACACACAAUCAUAUGUAAAUACGCAGGAAUAAUCAGCGGGUCAAGCGGUGAAUUGUACAUACGCACUUAUGUACAUACAUAUAUCUACAUACAUACAUAUGUGAUUGCAAUUGUUUACAAAGAUACUAAAGUGAUAGAUUGAUUUGUAUUUAAACGCUCGUAGCAGAUACAAGAUGUAUGGGAAGCUGCAGGCUCUCAAGUGAAAAGAAAACGAAAUAGAAAAUAUAGUCGCUAUAAUAUAAAUAAUCCAAAUCCAAAGGAAUAUAAACGCAAGACCGAGAGCAAGAGCGCAUAAAUGCUAAAUGAAACAUAAAAUAUGGCGGGUAUAUUUCGAUCUACCUCUCUGAACAACUCAAAUGAUGCUGGUGGUGGCACUCCAUUCAAGAGAUAUUCGCUGAACACGGGCAACGGAACGUUCUGCACCACUCCGGGAACCUUUCAAGAUGUCACCAUGGAGAACUCAUAUGCCAGUUUUGAUGUGGCACGACCACCGGGAGGCAGUCAAUCGCCCAUGUUGGUCCAAGGCCGAUCGGUGCGCGAGCUGGAAGAGCAGAUAUCCUCGUUGCGCAAAGAGAACUUUAACCUGAAGCUGCGCAUCUACUUCAUGGAGGAGAAUCAGUCUGGCGCCCGUGGCAAUCACUCGGUAGAUACCUUAAAUAAGCAGCUAAUCGACUCCAAGAUUGAGGUCGAGAUGCUUCGCAAAACAGUCGAUGAGAAGAUGGAGCUGUUGAAGGAUGCUGCCAGGGCCAUUUCGCACCAUGAGGAGAAGCAGCGCAAGGCGGAUCUUGAUAGUCAGACCAUAAUAGAUGGACUGCAGGAACAGAUACGCGCAUACCAAUUCACGUCAUCGAAUCAAUCAGGCGACUACAUUGAUUUCCAGAAGCUCAAGCGCCUGGAGAUGGAAGUGCAAAGACUGGAGGAGGAACUGUUAGAGACCAACAAGCGUAAUGCGGAAACCCAAAACGAGCUUGAAUUCGCUCUGGCCGAGCGCUCCGAAUCUCUGACAGCCUGCGAGGCCAAAAUCGAGGAGCUGGCCAUCAAGAAUGCCGAGAUGGUGGAGCUCCUCGAAGCAAAUACCGAAUCCAGUGACGCAGCAAAUGCCAAGCGGGAACUGGGUGCCCAACUGGCUGACAAGGUGUGUGAGCUCCAGGACGCCCAGGAGAAGCUAAAGGAGCGUGAGCGCAUACACGAGCAGGCUUGUCGCACCAUCCAGAAGUUGAUGCAGAAGCUGAGCAGUCAAGAGAAGGAGAUUAGGCGGCUCAACCAAGACAAACAGCAGGAGCAGAAGUCGGUCAACAAGGAGAACGACAGCGGUAAGGCUUUAGCUUCACCAUCGACGACAGGCGGACGCUCGCUGAGUGACAAUGAGGCCUGCUCCCCUGAAAUCUCAGUCAGCCUCAAGGUGCGCUACGAACAAAAGAUCGCUGAGCAGGAGGAGAAAAUCAAACAGCUGCAGGCCGAGGUCAAGAAAAAGACGGCCAACCUACAGAACUUGGUCAACAGGGAGCUGUGGGAGAAAAAUCGCGAGGUGGAGCGCCUUACCAAGCUGCUGGCAAACCAACCCAAGACGCUGCCCCAAAUUGGUGAGGAGUCUGGCGGUGAGGCUGAUCUACAGCAAUCCUUCACCGAGGCGGAGUACUCGCGGGCCUUGGAGCGUAACAAGCUGCUGCAGCGCAAGGUGGACGUGUUGUUCCAGCGCCUGGCGGACGAUCAGCAGAAUUGUGCUGUGAUCGGGCAACUGCGUUUGGAGCUCCAGCAAGCUCGAAUGGAAGUGGAGACUGCAGACAAAUGGCGCUCCGAGUGCAUGGAUGUUUGCAGUGUUUUGACCAACCGACUGGAAGAGCUGGCCGGCUUCCUUAACUCUCUGCUGAAGCACAAGGAUGUGUUGGGCGUGCUGGCAGCUGAUCGUCGUCGUGCCAUGCGAAAGGCUGUUGAUCGCAGUCUUGAUCUCUCCAAGAGUCUCAACAUGACCCUCAACAUAACAGGUGCUUCGCUGGCCGACCAGAGUCUUGCGCAGCUAUGCAAUCUCUCCGAGAUCUUGUACACCGAGGGAGAUGUUAGCCACAAGACUUACAACUCCCAUGAGCAGAUCCAUGCCGCCAGUUCGAUGUCUCCCUCCAUGGAGAACCUUAAGGCGGAGAACAAGGCUCUAAAACGGGAGCUGGAGAAACGGCGCAGCAACGACGGCCAGCAGCUGCCGCGCAAAGAGCGUCGCUCACUGCCUUUGCCCACUCAACAGCUGGACAAUCAGAGCGAGUCGGAGGCUUGGUCGGAGCCAGAUCGCAAGGUAUCUCUGGCACGCAUAGGACUCGAAGAAACCUCCAAUAGUUUGGCAGCGCCGACAGAGCAGCCGGCAAGCGAGUCUGAGAGCGAAGGAAGAGCUUGUUCCAUGCGCCAGGAGCGUAAUCGCAACAGCGAGCGCAUUGCCCAGCUGGAAGAGCAGAUUGCCCAGAAGGACGAGCGUGUUCUGAAUGUGCAGUGCCAGCUGGUGGAGCUGGACAAUCGCUACAAGCAGGAGCAGCUGCGGUGCCUGGAGAUUAGCCAGCAGUUGGAGCAGCUGCGAGCCAUCAACGAGGCGCUGACCGCUGAUCUGCAGGCCAUAGGCUCGCACGAGGAGCAGCGGAUGAUGGAACUGCAGCGCCUGCUGGAGCACAAGAACCAACAGAUUGACCAGCUGAAAUUGGCCCAGAGCACUCUGACUGCGGACGCACAGAUAACUGAGAUGGAACUGCAGGCGGCACAGCAGCAAAUCCAGGAGAUGGAGCAGCAGCAUGCCGAGUCCGUAAAAAUACUGCAGUCGCAGCUGGAGCAGAACAAGCAAGAUGCUUUACUGCAGCUGGAGGAGCACGAGCGCCUGCACAAGGAGACUCUGGAGCGCGACUGGGUGGCACUGACCACAUAUCAAGAGCAGGCCCAGCAACUGCUGGAGCUGCAGCGUUCCCUGGACUAUCACCAGGAGAACGAGAAAGAACUGAAGCAAACGCUUGUCGAGAAUGAGCUGGCCACGCGGGCGCUGAAGAAGCAACUGGACGAAAGCACCCUGCAGGCCUCCAAGGCGGUUAUGGAACGCACCAAGGCAUACAACGACAAGCUGCAGUUGGAGAAGCGCUCCGAAGAACUCAAGAUGCAGCUAGAGGCGCUGAAGGAGGAGCAACGAAAGUUGCAGCAGCAGCAGAAGCGUGCCAAUAGCAGCGAUGUCUCGCAGUCAGGUUACACAUCCGAGGAGGUAGCAGUGCCCAUGGGUCCCCCGGCUGGACAUGGACAAGCGCCCUGCUCUGCCUCCAAUCCGGCAACGGCUGCAGUCUUGGCCCAGAGGGUCAACAACUCGUCACCCGAUCUGGGCAUAGAGAGCGACGCCGGAAGAAUCUCCAGCGUGGAGCUGUCCAAUGCUCAGCGAGCUAUGUUGAAGACUGUGGAGCUAAGGAACGGUGAGCAAGUGGCGGUGGUCAGCCAGAAUAUAAAGUCAGACCAUUCGACUUCACCCGACAGCAAAGCCAACCUGAUUGCAUCACCAUCUUCCGCAGCCACAGUUACGGCCCACGACUGUGCCAAGGUAGAUCUUGAAAACGCAGAAUUGCGACGUAAACUAAUCCGCACCAAGCGAGCAUUCGAAGACACCUACGAAAAGUUGCGUCUGGCUAACAAAGCAAAAGCACAAGUCGAGAAAGACAUCAAGAAUCAGAUACUAAAAACGCACAACGUGCUGCGAAACGUUCGCUCCAACAUGGAGAAUGAGUUAUAACGAUCGCGCCGACGUCCAGUUAAUCAGCAUUAACCCGAGAGGCCACAUCCGAACCACCCACCCACCCAUUUCUUGCCAUUUUGAAACAUUUUUGCCAUCAUUAUCGUUACUUUCGUUUAUUCUCGUCAGCAUAUUGCAAUUUGUUGUCUCGUUUGCUAACUUGAUAAUAAUUUACGUACAUCUACUUGUUGUGUGGAAUGGAACGGAAACAACGAAGUUAUUAACACGAAUACCUAUGCAUUUUCAAAAGACUGUUUGGGGCAUCUAACUGAGCCCGAAAGAACGAAAUAUCACAUUUGUUUUGGCAACCUGUAUCUAAUGAUCACUACCUUAUAACCUGGAGCACUCAUUCAUAUUGAAUGAUAACAUAAAAUGUAUAUUAGAACGUGUAUAUAUUCAUCCUCGUAGUACCUUAAAAUUUAUGAAUACUCUCUAGCGUACAAAACUCUGGUUUUAUGUGUCGAAUAACCCAACCAUUGAUCCUGUUUCCAUCACUUGCAUGUAGCUAAAGCUUUCUUAAUUACUUAACCGCCGCUCUAAAUUACUGAUUUCAGUUAAUCAUCGAAACGGACAUUGAAAUAAUUGUUUGAAAAAUGAAA
Drosophila serrata is the source of this 4443-nucleotide messenger RNA. It is a transcript of the gene cnn, whose product is annotated as phosphodiesterase 4D interacting protein centrosomin. Gene Ontology annotation, cellular component: centrosome; Golgi apparatus. Gene Ontology annotation, biological process: centrosome cycle; positive regulation of microtubule nucleation; regulation of Golgi organization. NCBI's taxonomy places the organism in Eukaryota, Metazoa, Arthropoda, Insecta, Diptera, Drosophilidae. The record is from RefSeq and is a predicted model, not a curated record. Gene Ontology annotation, molecular function: molecular adaptor activity.